AUGUCAGAAAGAAAGGUCCUCAACAAGUACAUUCCACCUGAUUAUGAUCCUUCAAUACCUCCUCCGAAGAAAAAGAAAAAUCACGGUCCCAAUGGAGGAAGAACGACUGUGCGUCUAAUGUUGCCAUUCUCUAUGAAAUGCCAUACGUGUGGUGAAUAUAUAUACAAAGGAAAGAAAUUUAAUGCUCGAAAAGAGAAAACUGGAGAGAAAUACUUUUCAAUUGAUAUUUUGAGGUUUUAUAUUCGAUGUACUCGAUGUGCGGCAGAAAUUACUUUUGUUACUGAUCCCAAACAUGCCGAUUAUGCUGCUGAAAAAGGUGCAUCUAGAAAUUUUGAGCCUUGGCGAGAGGAAAAAUUACAAGCCUACGAGGAGAAUGAAUUGGCUGAAAGUGGAGCUUUGCCUGAAGAAGAUGAAAUGGAAAAAUUAGAGCAGAGAACAAUGGAUACUAAGAGGCAAAUGCAAAUGAGUGAUGCUCUUGAUGACUUGCGAGAGAAAAGCACAAAACGCUCGAGGGUAAAUGUUGAUGAUGCUAUCACAUUGCUACGCGAUGAAUCAUAUGGCACAAUUGACAGCGACGAGCGUUCGCGGCGAGAGCAGGAAGAAAAAGAAAUUGAAAAGGAAGCUCAAUCUUUGUUUAUUUCUCAAGAUGGAGAGUUGGUUCGUAGAGUUUCCGCCGAUGAACCAAAAGAAGUUCCAAAAGCAGCCGGACUUGUUUCCCCAGCAUUGACGGCUUCCCAGCUACCAAAAUUUCAAGCACCUAAACGAGCUGAAAGACGAAAAGUCGAAAAAAGGAAAGUCGUGGUUUAA
Schizosaccharomyces osmophilus is the source of this 807-nucleotide messenger RNA. RefSeq names its product splicing factor Cwf16 (gene cwf16). The coding region runs from base 1 to 807 and encodes 268 amino acids. Gene Ontology annotation, cellular component: U2-type catalytic step 1 spliceosome. NCBI's taxonomy places the organism in Eukaryota, Fungi, Ascomycota, Schizosaccharomycetes, Schizosaccharomycetales, Schizosaccharomycetaceae. Gene Ontology annotation, biological process: mRNA splicing, via spliceosome. The record is from RefSeq and is a predicted model, not a curated record. The transcript has a single exon.